Messenger RNA from Mollisia scopiformis, 883 nucleotides. Its product is annotated as S-adenosyl-L-methionine-dependent methyltransferase. The transcript has 4 exons. The coding region runs from base 73 to 813 and encodes 246 amino acids. Lineage: Eukaryota; Fungi; Ascomycota; Leotiomycetes; Helotiales; Mollisiaceae. The record is from RefSeq and is a predicted model, not a curated record.
CUUCGAUAUUCUAUAAAUCUUCUCUUGUCCUCGACGCACUUUCUUAUCACUUCAUAGUAUAUAUAAUUCAAGAUGGCUACCAAUACUGAAAAAAAUCGAUCCCAUUGGGACGAGGCAGCAUCGACCUACAAUACAAAGUACAGCAAAACCAUCAACCAAAUAAUCAAGGAGAUCCAAACCCGCAAAGACUGGAUCGGCGUCGACUGGGCCGAGGAUGUCUCCGACGACGAGAACACCUCUUCCUCUGUCCCAAAGAAGACCGUAAGACUACUAGACUACGCAUGCGGAACCGGUCUCGUAUCACGUGCACUCGCACCCUACGUUACUCAAUGCAUCGGAAUCGACCUAACAGAAGGCAUGGUAAACGAAUACAACACCUCGGCCCAGAACCAAGGCAUCCCAGCGACCGAAAUUCACGCCUACCAAGGGAACCUCAUUGACCCCUCUCAACCAACCCCCGCUGCCCUCUCGGGAAAAGAAUUCUUCGAUUUCGAUAUCGCGGUCGUGGGCCUCGGGUUCCAUCAUUUUGAUCAGCCAGCUCUAGCAGCGAAGAGGCUCGCAGAGAGACUGAAGCAGGGGGGUGUGCUGAUGAUUGUGGAGUUUAUGCCUCAUGAGCAUUUCCAUGGGCAUAACGCUGCGAAGACGGUUACCCAUAUGGGGUUCUCUGAAGAGGAGGUGAAGAAAAUGUUUGAGGAGGCGGGUUGUGGGGGUGAUUUCAGGUAUUUGGAGGUUGGAAAGGGUAAGAUUGCGUUUGGAGAAGGGCAGGAUAAGGUAGAGAGAAGUGUCUUUUUUGCUAGAGGGUCUAAGCUUUGAUGGGUGACUGCGUCUUCAUAUUCCCGAUCUAGAAUGCUCUACAUCUAAUUAUGAAUUAUUUGGCUCUUGG